Molecule: messenger RNA, 663 nt
Organism: Bacidia gigantensis
Lineage: Eukaryota; Fungi; Ascomycota; Lecanoromycetes; Lecanorales; Ramalinaceae
Exons: 3
Coding region: 1-663 (220 amino acids)
Source: RefSeq, a predicted model, not a curated record
AUGCAUACUCUUUCGGCCUUCCUUUCUCUAUUCCUCUGCGCCUUUCCAGUCAACUGCAUCCCUGCCGCUUUACCAGAAACCGUAGGUGCAGACGGCGACUGCUCCCCACCAGACAUCACAGUCGCGAGUGUGGAGAAAGUGAAGCAAGGGCCAUAUCUCGUCACUGGUGCCAGAGCAGAUGCGAACCCUCAUGGCGGAUCUGCAUCAUUCAACAAACAAUACAGUGUAUCAACAACCAUCACAGGAACGGUCGGCCUUGAUCUCGAAGGUGACCGCACAAUCUCCAAAAUCCUCACCCUGGGCCUCGGUCUCAAUCCACAGUUCUCAAUCGCCAAAACGACCGGCACAGCCGUCAGCGCCAUCUCCGCCUGCCCAGCCAACGACAUGUACAACUUCACCAUAACCUGGGGUCUCCAAUACUACCAAUAUUCCUGGCACGUGACGGGCACCAAGACCUACUAUGGCUAUGAUCCCUUGCAGAGGUGCGCUGAUUCAGAUGUAAUUUCGCAUAGGAAUGGAGGCACGAUCCCGUACGAUGAGUAUUAUCCCGCCAAACAGGAUGGAGCGCAGGAUGGGAGUGAUAGUGAGGUGGAGUUUCAGUGCUGUGUUGAUAGUAGGAGUUAUCCGUAUCCGGAUAACCCAGUUUGUCCUGAUGCUACUUGA